Molecule: messenger RNA, 2757 nt
Organism: Limanda limanda (common dab)
Lineage: Eukaryota; Metazoa; Chordata; Actinopteri; Pleuronectiformes; Pleuronectidae
Gene: grm8a
Product: glutamate receptor, metabotropic 8a
Exons: 13
Coding region: 1-2757 (918 amino acids)
Biological process (GO): G protein-coupled glutamate receptor signaling pathway; regulation of synaptic transmission, glutamatergic
Cellular component (GO): membrane
Molecular function (GO): group III metabotropic glutamate receptor activity
Source: RefSeq, a predicted model, not a curated record
AUGGAGCCGCAGUUGACUUCCUGCCCGCAGUCCCCCUCUGUCAUCUUCCUGUUGGUGGCUACUUCCUGCGCCUGGCUCCUUCCCGGCGCCUCGGCUCAGCGCAUCCCCACAGACCCGCAGGGGGCGCCCGAGUACGCCCACUCCAUCCGGCUGGACGGGGACGUCAUCCUAGGGGGAUUAUUUCCAAUCCACUCCAGGGGGGACCGCGGCACGCCCUGCGGCGAGCUGAAAAAGGAGAAGGGCAUCCAUCGCUUGGAGGCCAUGAUGUUCGCCAUCGACCUGAUCAACAAGGACCCGGAUCUGCUGCCCAACAUCACGCUGGGGGCCCGGAUCCUAGACACCUGCUCCAGGGACACCUACGCUCUGGAGCAGUCCCUGACAUUCGUGCAGGCCUUGAUAGAGAGGGACGGCUCCGAUGUCCGCUGCGCUAACGGAGACCCCCCCAUCUUCACCAAGCCGGAUAAAAUCGUAGGAGUGAUUGGAGCUGCGGCCAGCUCGGUGUCCAUCAUGGUGGCCAACAUCCUGCGCCUGUUUAAGAUCCCCCAGGUCAGCUACGCCUCCACAGCUCCGGAACUGAGCGACAACACCCGUUAUGACUUCUUCUCCCGUGUGGUGCCACCAGACUCCUACCAGGCCCAGGCCAUGAUGGACAUCGUCACGGCGAUGGAGUGGAACUACGUGUCCACGCUUGCCUCAGAGGGCAACUACGGCGAGAGCGGCGUGGAGGCCUUCAUACAGAUCUCCAGAGAAACAGGUGGUGUGUGUAUCGCCCAGUCCUUGAAGAUCCCCAGGGAGCCCCGAACGGGCGAGUUUGACAAGAUCAUCCGACGCCUGCUGGAGACCUCCAACGCCAGGGCGGUCAUCAUGUUCGCUAAUGAAGACGACAUACGACGAAUUCUAGAUGCAGCUAAAAAGAACAACCAGACGGGCCACUUCCUGUGGGUGGGUUCCGACAGCUGGGGGUCCAAAAUCUCCCCUGUGAUUGGCCAGGAGAGGGUGUCCGAGGGCGCCAUCACGAUACUUCCCAAACGGGCUUCUGUGGACGCGUUUGACCGGUAUUUCCGUAGCCGCUCGCUGUCCAACAACAGGAGGAACGUGUGGUUCGCUGAAUUCUGGGAGGAAAACUUCAACUGCAAGCUGGGGAUGCACGGCAAGCGACCCGGCAGCCUGAAGAAAUGCACAGCUUUAGAAAAAGUCGGCCGGGAUUCCAGCUACGAGCAAGAGGGGAAGGUUCAGUUUGUGAUGGACGCCGUGUACGCCAUGGCCCACGCUCUGCACCGCAUGCACCGGGAGCUGUGCUACGGCUACCCAGGCCUCUGCCCGCGCAUGGCCAGCAACAUCGACGGCAAAGAGCUGCUCAGCCACAUCCGUGCUGUCAACUUCAAUGGAAGUGCGGGUACACCAGUGGUUUUCAAUGAGAACGGAGACGCUCCAGGAAGGUACGACAUCUUCCAGUACCAGAUCUCCAACAGAUCUAUUGCGGAGUACAGAGUCAUCGGCUCCUGGACCAAUAAACUACACCUCAAAGUGGAGGCCAUGCGUUGGAAGAUGGGCGACCCGUCUCUCCCAGCAUCUGUAUGCAGCACACCGUGCCGCGCCGGCGAGAGGAAAAAGGUGGUGAAAGGUGUGCCGUGUUGUUGGCACUGUGAGCGCUGUGAGGGAUACCACUAUCAGGCGUCCGAGUUCACCUGUGAGCUGUGUCCGUACGAGAUGCGGCCCGACGUCAACCGCACCGGCUGCGUCGCCAUCCCCAUCAUCAAGCUGGAGUGGCACUCCCCCUGGGCCAUCUUCCCCGUCUUUAUUUCCAUGCUGGGCAUCAUCGCCACCUCCUUCGUCAUCGUCACGUUCGUCAGGUACAACGACACGCCCAUCGUGCGCGCGUCCGGCCGCGAGAUGAGCUACGUGCUGCUGACGGGAAUCUUCCUGUGUUACGCCAUCACGUUCCUGAUGAUCGCCACGCCGGACGUGGGCGUGUGCUCGUUCCGGAGGAUCUUCCUGGGCCUGGGGAUGUGUUUCAGCUACGCCGCCCUGCUCACCAAGACCAACCGGAUACACCGCAUCUUCGAACAAGGGAAGAAAUCCGUAACGGCACCCAGGUUCAUCUCCCCGGCCUCCCAGCUCAUCAUCACCUUCUCCCUGAUCUCGGUUCAGCUCAUGGGAGUCUUCAUCUGGUUCGCCGUUGACCCCCCGCACACCGUGGUGGACUACGGCGAGCAGCGGACCCAGGACCCCACGUCGGCGCGCGGCGUCCUCAAGUGCGACAUCUCGGACCUGUCGCUCAUCUGCUCCCUGGGCUACUCCAUCCUGCUGAUGGUGACGUGCACGGUGUACGCCAUCAAGACGCGAGGCGUGCCCGAAACCUUCAACGAGGCCAAGCCCAUCGGAUUUACCAUGUACACCACUUGUAUCAUCUGGCUGGCGUUCAUACCCAUCUUCUUUGGCACGUCGCAGUCCGCAGAGAGGAUGUAUAUCCAAACCACCACGCUGACGAUCUCUCUCAGCCUGUCUGCCUCCGUGUCUCUGGGGAUGCUCUACAUGCCCAAGGUCUACGUCAUCCUCUUCCACCCCGAGCAGAACGUACCCAAACGGAAACGCAGCUUCAAGGCGAUUGUGACAGCUGCCACCAUGUCGGGAAAACUGGGCCAGAAGGGAGACCGGCCCAACGGAGAGGUGAAGACCGAACUGUGUGAGAGCAUGGAGACCAACACUUCAUCAACUAAGACGACCUACGUCAGUUACAGCAAUCAUGCCAUCUGA